Colletotrichum karsti is the source of this 1242-nucleotide messenger RNA. RefSeq names its product endo-1, 4-beta-xylanase. The record is from RefSeq and is a predicted model, not a curated record. Gene Ontology annotation, biological process: carbohydrate metabolic process. Gene Ontology annotation, cellular component: extracellular region. The coding region runs from base 1 to 1242 and encodes 413 amino acids. Gene Ontology annotation, molecular function: hydrolase activity, hydrolyzing O-glycosyl compounds; cellulose binding. The transcript is spliced from 5 exons. NCBI's taxonomy places the organism in Eukaryota, Fungi, Ascomycota, Sordariomycetes, Glomerellales, Glomerellaceae.
AUGUACGUCAAGGCUCUUCUCACGCUCGUGCUUGGCUCCGGCCUCGUUUCAGCCCAGUUGAACACACUGGCUGUGAGAGCCGGCUUGAAGUACUUCGGAACAGCAGUCGACGAGCGACGGACGACCACCGACGCCACCUACAUGGGCAUCGUGAACAACACCGCCGAGUUUGGUUCCUUGGUGCCCGAGAACGGACAGAAGUGGCAAAACACCGAGCCUUCCCAGAAUACCUUCACUUACACUCAGGGCGACAUCAUUCCGAACAUUGCCAAGGCGAACGGCCAGAUCUUGAGAUGCCACACUCUUACAUGGCACUCUCAGCUGCCUAACUGGGUCUCGAGCGGAUCGUGGACGGCGGCGACCCUCACCGCUGUCAUCGAGACGCACAUCGCCAACGUUAUGAAGCACUACCUCGGCCAGUGCUAUGCCUGGGAUGUCGUCAACGAGGCCGCAGCAGACGACGGAAGCUGGCGCGCGAGUGUCUUCUACAACACCUUGGGUACAGACUACCUCCCCAUCUCGUUCAGAGCUGCCAGGGCUGCCGACCCCAACACCAAGCUGUACUUAAACGAUUACAACCUCGAAUACAACGGUGCGAAGACGAACCGAGUUCUGGAAGCAGCCACCAUCGUUCAGAACGCCGGCGCCCCCAUCGACGGCGUCGGCUUCCAAGGCCAUCUCAUCGUCGGCAGCACGCCCGGCCGCUCCGCUCUCGCGACCGCCCUCCGCCGCUUCACCGCUCUCGGCCUCGAAGUCGCCUACACCGAGCUCGACAUCCGCCACUCCAGUCUACCCCCCUCCAGCGCCGCGCUUGUGACCCAGGGCAACGACUUCGCCAACGUCGUCGGCUCUUGCGUCGACGUCGACGGCUGCGUGGGCGUUACCGUCUGGGGCUUCACGGACAAGUACUCUUGGGUCCCCGAGACCUUCAGCGGCCAAGGCGAUGCUCUUCUCUGGGACGCCAGCUUCAACAAGAAACCCGCGUACACGUCCGUCUCGUCGGUUCUCGCUGCGGCUGCUACCGGUGGUGCUGGAACGUCGGUUCCGCCGACUACGACUACGCGUGCCCCGACUCUGAUCACUUCGACCACUUCCGCUCGUGCGACGACGACUUCGGCCGGCUCCGGCGCCGAGGCGGCCCGUUGGGGACAGUGUGGAGGUACCGGUUGGACCGGGCCCACCCGGUGCGCGAGCCCGUACACUUGCACCUUCGUCAAUGCCUGGUACUCUCAGUGCCUGUAA